AUGGCCAGCAUGGGCGAUUCAAAACAAUUCAAACAAGACCUUGUCGUCUCCGUCCGUUACCGUAAUGACCUCCCUCCUCCACCUAUGCCGCCGAAGCUGCUCGACAUAGAUACUGGUGGUCUUGCCCAGUAUCUCACUACCGGCUAUGCAUCCUCACUUGCAAAGAGAGAGGAGCCAAACAUCGAAGUCGAUGCGGAGGGAGGAAUGUCUAUUGACAUGAUCGGUGUUCCUGGCUACUUCCUCGGUGAUGAAUCCGCUAUCAUGGCACCCGAUGUACUGCCUGUGGUCGAACCAGCCGAUCAAGCUCUGCUCCUCACUCUCGAACAACUCAAAAGUCAAGGCGCUAUGGACAAUGUUUCCUUUCUGCGCAAAACACAAUACAUGAACUCGGGUCAAUUGACUCGAGCCCCAGAUGCUCUCAUAAGACCUGGCAACCCCAAAAUGAGAAAGAUGAACGAUUCCAAACCCAUGCCUAUGCCGGUCGCCAAAGACGACAAGGAAAAUAUCAAGAGACAUAUUCAAAAAGGUUUUAAUAUUGCAUACCCCGAAAGCAUUCCUCACAACCCUCCCGAGGCAAAAGCAAACCCAAUCACCCAACAAGAGAGGGACGCAUGGAGAAAUCCUAUUCACCCAGAUAAUCCACGGCUGAAACCUGUAGGAUUCUACCCCAUCAUACCCGAUCUUGAAGCCGGAACCGAUCUCGGUGGUUCCUGGUAUCAACUAAAAUUUGAUAAACCCCCUCUAGCAACAUAUCGAGGAAGAAAAGACGAUCGCAUGGACGCCGCUCUAUUGGGUGGAACUGAGAAUCAGGAGAAACAGGCCGAGUGGCUGAUCAAAAAGAAGGCAUUUGACGAGCAACCAGACCUAUAUGAAGACCCCGGCCCAGAGCCAUAUACCUGGACACUCUUUGUUCCCAAACAGCACGACUCUGGCGCUCGAUAUCAUCAAAUAUUCGACGACUCGAAUCCCAACAAAGAUGACCCCACCCUGGUCAAUCGUUUACUUGAAGAAUCCGCGGACGGCACACUCAGACUGCCCUUUGAGAGGGCUCGAAUUUACCCCAAUAACAAACAACAACCAGUCGUUCAGGAUGAAGCUAUGGCCAUAUCUAUCGUCGAUCCAGAUAAACUACCUUCCCAUUCUCGUUUCCGCAAACAAGGUCCGGCAGCUUAUUAUUACCCAAUUGUCGAACGAAUACGAUUCAAAGCUGACAGAGGAAAUUUGGGCAAAGCACCCCCACAAUCCCAACCUCGUCAACUCGAUGAAGACGUCGCGGAUCAAGUCAUGGUUUCAUUCCGCGAAGCCAACGAUUCUGAGAAGUUCCGCCGUGCCCAGUUCUUGGGUCAGUUCGAUCCUUCAUUUGAGGUUAAGUAUGAAGAGUUGGCUCGUGCGAACGAGGCAUUUGAUGAAGCGGCAAGAUUAGAGGCCGAGGCACAAGAACAAGAUGAGCUGCAACAAAGCGCGCAGGAUGUCACGAUGGAAGAAGCCGAUGAGGAUGAGAAAGCGGACGCUGGCACGAACGGGAUCACAUCGAGGAACAGAGAUGAUGACGACGAUGAUAGUCCACCCCUUGACAGAGGAAGAGUCAAUGGGCAUGGACGUCCAGGAGCUGGUGUGGAUGACGACGACGAUGAUGAUGACGAUGAGAUGCAGGAUGAUUAG
Molecule: messenger RNA, 1662 nt
Organism: Exophiala bonariae
Lineage: Eukaryota; Fungi; Ascomycota; Eurotiomycetes; Chaetothyriales; Herpotrichiellaceae
Exons: 1
Coding region: 1-1662 (553 amino acids)
Biological process (GO): transcription elongation by RNA polymerase II
Cellular component (GO): Cdc73/Paf1 complex
Molecular function (GO): chromatin binding; RNA polymerase II complex binding
Source: RefSeq, a predicted model, not a curated record